CUGCAGCCCUCGGAUCCACUCUUUGCCUCUCAAAGUAAAAUCUACGAGGAAAUAGGGGUUGAGGCGUUGGAACAUGCGCUGGAAGGUUACAACGUAUGCGUCUUUGCCUACGGACAAACAGGUUCAGGAAAAUCCUACACCAUGAUGGGAAAGCCAGAUGACCAGAAACACAUGGGUCUCUCACCACGUCUUUGUCGAGAUCUCUUCAUCCGCUUGGAGAAGAUUAAGAAGGAUCGUGGGUUGGAUUAUCAGAGCAUUGUUGAACUCUCGUACAUGGAAAUCUACUGUGAACGUGUUCGCGACUUGCUAAAUCCCUAUGGAAAGAGUAAUUUACGCGUUCGUGAACAUCCUGUCUACGGGCCCUAUGUUGAAGACCUAUCGCGAUGUGCUGUCCAAUCCUUCGACGAAAUUAACGAACUUAUGGAAGCUGGAAACAUGUCUAGGACUGUGGCUUCAACAAAUAUGAAUGAGGCUAGCAGUCGAUCGCACGCAGUUCUUACUUUGCUUGUUACUCAACGUGAGACUGACGCAAAAACUCAACUCGUCGCUGAAAAGCCCAUCAAUAAAAUCACUAAAACAAUGAACAGAAAUCUAGACGUCGAAAAGUGA
Molecule: messenger RNA, 609 nt
Organism: Rodentolepis nana
Lineage: Eukaryota; Metazoa; Platyhelminthes; Cestoda; Cyclophyllidea; Hymenolepididae
Source: the annotation of a GenBank genome assembly